Messenger RNA from Cyclopterus lumpus (lumpfish), 4237 nucleotides. RefSeq names its product modulator of apoptosis 1-like. The transcript has 2 exons. The record is from RefSeq and is a predicted model, not a curated record. The coding region runs from base 889 to 2127 and encodes 412 amino acids. NCBI's taxonomy places the organism in Eukaryota, Metazoa, Chordata, Actinopteri, Perciformes, Cyclopteridae.
UGGACAGGUGGAACCUGAGCUCCUCCCAUCAGUGUAUGAAUGUUAGUUAGUCCUGGGCUGGUUCAGGUGUCCACAGGGUGGGGAGCCAAUCAGAAGAAGGGGGGAGGCGAGUGAAGAUAAAGGGAGAGGUGAACCUAGAGUUCUGGUGAUUUUUGAGAGUGGGAGAACAGGUGUGUUAUGGUGAGCGCGAGCGGAGGGUUUGGGAUUGGUGUCGAGGAGCAGCUACACGGAGGAGAGUGAGCCGGGUUGAAAGCACGGUCGGAGUGCGGCGGAACAGCUAGCGGCUAACCCGCGAGGGGUUUGUUGAGGACGACGCAGCCGGAGAGAAGAAGGGAGGCAGGACGGAGUGUCCUGUGAUCAUCGCGCUUCCAGCUGGACACCAGGGUUUCUAGUAGGACUGCAUCCAUCGCUCUCUCUGGGGGCCGUGAGCACUGACCCCGCAGAUGAGGAGGAUUUACACGAGCUCCAACAAGGGCGCCAGCAUAGGGUACCUUAGCACGGACUGUUAACGCCCGAGUAUUGUUGUGGGUUUCGUGUUGAGUAUUGUUUUGUGUUAGAAUAAAUGUGGAUGUGGAUGUGUGGUAUCCCUUGUGUCUGGGUGAAAUUCCUGUGUUAGCAUCCUGCUAUACUUAUCUAAGAAAACGAGGGGUUUAACCGGGAUAUAUAUAUUUAUAUAAAUGCAUGGGAGUUUGAGCCCACAUCAACAGUAUAGUGAGAAUUUGAGUAGACCCGUUUCAAUGCACCUCCCAUGCAACAGGGGUAGGGUAUGAGGCCCCUGACUAGAACAGCAACUGAGGGGGGGGCUACACGUGGGGGCUCGUGAGGUAUUUAUGGAAAAAGUAUAGGUAAAUUAUAUAUCCAUAGGCCUGUAGAAACUGGCCUUAUUGAAUGUUUAUUUGGUGUAAAGUGUGUUAUGCUAAUGUAAACAUGGAGUCAGAACAGAUAUUCAACUGGUGUGAAAAGAAAAGUAUCGAUGUAAAAAAAGUGAUUGAGACUAUUUAUAAAGUACUGGAGGGAGUUAAAGUAGGUGGCCGCUGUAAAAAUAUGGGACGGUGUUUGAAUCCGGUUGGUAAAAGCCAAUUCGUGUUAGUUGAAACUACUGAUGACAUGACAAAGGGGGACAUACCCGAACAGUUAGCAGCUGGAGAUGGAGAGGAACUUUGGAUAGUAAACGCCAGUGAGGGUCACGAGUGGCAUGUACCCCGUGAACACGAGGGUUUCCAGACAAAGCUACUAGCGUUUCUAGCAAAUGAAGGGAAGACUGUAGCUGAUGUCACCGGCUUGUUUAGCUCUACUCCUGCUCAAAAACCCGCCCUAGACCUGAACACCCAGCUGGUUAAUGCUAUCUCCUUGCUAGUUGAGAAAUACCAAGCAACCCCUGCAGACAGUCCAGGCUAUCGAAAACUGAGGUUGUUCUUGGGUAUCAAACCCACCCCUCUUGGAGAAGAAGAAUAUGAUUCCUGGGCCGAACAAACCACUCACAUGCUGGAUGAGUGGCAGUGUUCCGAUGUCAUCAAGAAACAGAGAGUAGCUGAGAGUCUUAAAGGGCCAGCAGAAGAUAUUGUUCGGGGGUUGAGAGUCACUAAUCCUCAUGCCACUUCGAAUGACUAUGGUCAGGCCUUAGAGACAGCUUUUGGAACCACAGAUAGUGCUGCUGACCUCAUGGGGAAGUUCCGUACCACCUUCCAGAGAGGAGGGGAGAAACUGUCAGCAUACUUGCUCAGACUAGACAAGCUAUUUCAUGCAGUCCAUCGUAGGGGUGGAAUGGAAGUGGCUGACAUGAACCAAGUUCGCAUUGAACAAGUUGCAAGAGGUGCGCUGUCCAAUGACCUCACUGCCCUUCGCAUAAGGUUGACCUAUAAACUGAAGCCUCCUCCAAGCUUCACUGAGCUGCUUUGUAGAGAAGAGGAGGAGAUGAUCCUUGAGAGACUAAGUGUACAGACUGUCGGUAGCCGUGUGGAGUGUUCUAUAGCAGCCGUUGCACCAGUUCGACCUGACAGAGAUCCUGCAAUAGAGAGUCUUGUGAAAGAAUUUCAAGGGCUUAAGAAUGAUGUUGCACGCUUACUUUCUGCCUCUGCUGCUGUUUCACAAAGUGCACCACAACAUGUAGCUCAAAGCCACAACUAGAAACCAAAUGGGAACGCCUAUGCACGUGGAAAGGAGAGAUCCCCGAAACCCCAGUACCGCACUGAUGUCUUUUGCUAUAGGUGUGGGGAAGAUGGUCACUUCCAGCGAGAGUGUGAACACCCAGAGCACCUCAGGAAAGUGAACAAGCGUCUCUUGAACCUAAAACAGUCAGCAGGAAACUUCCCAGGGGCUCAGUAAGGGAACGGCCUAAGGCUCCGGAGAAGAUACCUUCCACAAAGUGUGACAUGCUACAGGAAGGAAAGGCUAAUUUGCCAGAGGGGUUAGUUCGACCUAGCUCUAUUGUCCCUGUACACAUUGAGGGCAUUUACACCAAAGCUUUACUUGAUAGCGGGUCUCAAGUUACUUUACCCGCUCCUUCUAUGACGGGUAUCUGAAGCACCUGCCUUUGACCCCUAUUGGUUGCCUAGAGAUUUGGGGUCUCAGUGUAGAGGAGUAUCCAUAUGACGGCUAUGUGUGCUUGAAACUUGAGUUCAAUGAAGAUGUAGUUGGAGUAGCUGAGACCAUAGAAACACUUGUGCUUGUGUGUGCAGAUCCGGUCAUGAAAGGCGAGGCUUCUAUUUUGGUUGGUACAAACACCUCCAUAGUUCGGAGACUCUUUAGUUCAUGUCAAACCCAUGGAGGAGAUCAUUUCCUUCAUGCCCGCUCUAUCCACCCGGCCAUAAAAGAAGCUUAUGAGAAGACAACUAGAGGGACAGUCUGGUUCAUGCAAGAGAAGCCUUUCACUCUACCACCUGGUGGGGUUGCAACAGUCACAGGCACAAGCUGUUCUUUUUGACCGUCCAGAGGAGGGGGGUUUUCCAGAAGGGCUUCUGGUGAUGCCGGUGGCUAAAAAGCCAAUCGUUGUCCAUUGUCAUCGCAUUACAGUUACCCUGAGAAAUCUGUCUGGCCACAAUGUGACCUUGAGACGUGGAAUGCAAAUCGCUCACCUUUUUCCUGUGGAGGUGAUAAACACAGUCCGUGCAAAGAAAAUACCCAUGCUGUCUACCUCUCCGCUUUCCCCCUCCUCUUUUGAUUUUGGUGAGUCUCCAGUGCCUCCUUAGUGGAAGGAGAGACUGUGUCAUAAAAUGAUGCAGAGAAAGGAAGUUUUCUCCUGCAGUGAGUUUGAUGUUGGUUGUGCAAAGAACGCACAACACCACAUUUGUGUAAUCGAUGAUAAAUCAUUUCGAGAACGUUCCAGACAAUUACCACCAGGUGACUUGGAAGACAUGAGGAAUCAUCUCCAUGAUCUUAAAGAGGCUGGGAUUAUUUCAGACUCCAGAAGUCUCUAUGCCUCCCCAAUAGUUGUGGUUCGCAAGAAAAAUGGAACCAUACGCAUGUGUGUGGACUACAGGAAGUUAAACAGGAGGACAAUUCCUGAUCAAUACACAGUCCCACAAGUGGAGGAUGCUCUGUCUUGCCUAAGUGGUAGUCAGUGGUUCAGUGUGCUCGAUCUCCGAAGUGGCUAUUAUCAGAUCCCGUUAAGUCCCGCUGACAAAACAAAAAACAGCAUUCAUCUGCCCAGCAGGAUUCUAUCAGUUUGAGCGGAUGCCACAAGGGGUUUGUGGAGCACCAGCCACAUUUCAGCGAGUCAUGGAGUUGGCUGUUGGAAUUUCUGGUUUACCUGGACAAUAUAAUCGUUUUUGGGGAAAACCUUGGAAGAGCAUGAGCAGUGCCUUUUCAAAGUACUGGACAGAUUAAAGGAGAAGGACUAAAGUUAUCCUUGGAUAAAUGCGAUUUGUAAAAGAUUUCUCCAGAGUCCCACUCAACCAGUUACUGCAGGGCUGCAUUGUAACCGGAAGGCAGGGAAAACAAACAACGAUAGAGAAAGACUGGAAAGAGAAACAAAUACCAAAGCCCGACACAGAGCCCAAAGACUGGUACCACUCCAAAGAGCCAUUGGGACGGAGGUGGGAUGAAGACUGCGAAAAGGCUUUUGAGGCUUUAAAGAGAAGGCUUAAACUCUGUUUGUUCCACUGCCAUCGGGAAGAAGAUUCAGGACUAUUAAAACCUUGACUAACAGGCUGAGGAACAGCUUUUUCCCCAGAGCCAUUUCCUCCAUCACCCACCACCCCACCCAGCUCACACCGGACAGUACUGCGGAGGGACAAAA